AUGGAUUUAUCAGCAUCCGAAAACGCGGAGAUUGAUGAAAGUUGCGAUAGUUCGAGUGACGUAACUAAACUCGAUUUUCCCGAUGGGAUCAAUUAUGAUUCCCAUCCUGAAAGCGGAUCCGAAUCCCAAAUCGAUUUUGGCGAACCGGAAGCAAGAAUGAGAAAUUCCGCAUCGAGCGGUCUUACCAUGAAAGAGUACGAAGAACAGUUGAAAAAACUCACGGCGGAAAAUUUCAAUUUAAAAUUAAGAGUUUAUUUCGUUGAAGAGAGGUUGAGUAAAGUUUCCGAAAUAAGCGAUAAAGAGGAUCUUAUACAGAAAAAUAUACAAUUAAAGGUUACCUGUGAAUCCCAGUUAAAAGAAUUGGAAAAAAAACAAGAGCUUUUAUUCGAAGCGUCAAAAGCUUUUGAAUUGUUACAAAAAGAACACGCGGAAGAAAUUGAAAAAUUGAUGAAAGAAAAAUGUAAAGAAAUUUCUGGAUUGGAAGAAAAAUGUUCGAAAUUAGAAACGACGCUCAAUGAACUCAAAAUCAAAUAUCCCGAAACGUGUUUGAACAGUGAAAAAGAACGUUAUUUAGAAUUAGAACACAUGUUAAAAGAUAAUCAAUUGGAACUCGAAUCGUACGAAUUGAAAUCGCAAAGAAUGGAAAGCGAAUUGGAACAAAGAAUGCAUAAAAUUGAAGAGCUCGUCGAUGAAUUGGAACAAAAAGAACACGAUUUGGCAUCUGCAAAUUAUAGGAUAAGAAAAUUGGAAGAUGACCUUAAAACGAGAUUAAGGGACGACGACAUAAAUAAAGAAAGAUUGGAAGAAAAGAAUAGAACCAUCGAGUCUUUGAAAAAUUCACUCGCAUCCCGCUACGAAACGAUAGAAACGUUGGAAAAUAAAAUAUCAAAAGAAAAAUCCGUCAAUCAAUCCAUGCAGUCUAAAUUUGACAGUUUAAAUUUUCAAAAUUCCAGGCUCAAAGAAGAAUUGGAAAUUCUUCAGUCGCGUUUGCGAAGAACGACGGAAGCGUUAUCCCCGCGGUCGAAAAUGCGUCAAUCGGACGACGAACAAUUGAAACAAAAAUACGAAGAACUUCAGAAAACGAUGGAAGAAAAAGAAAUGGAAUACGGUGAACGAAUGAAGAGUCUGGAGGAAAAAAUACAACAGAAUAAUUUGGAACUCGAAGAGUAUCAGGAAGUUUUGGAAAAACAAAAGAAAUUGGAAGACGAUCAUCGAAAAGCUUGCGUCGCGUUGAAAAAUUUCAUGAAAAGAUCGAGCGACGAAAAAAAAGAAAGAGAGGCUUUGAAUCAAAUGCUCAACAGUCGGGAGGAAAUGAUCGCCGAAUUAAAAGCGGAGCUUAAUCAAUAUCGUAAACAAACAAUGCCGCCAACUUUACAGGAUGAUAAGUUGUCACUUCCGGAUAAUGGUGAUAACGAUAAUAAAUCCAAUUGUAUUAUUUUAUACGAGUCGGAAAAUAAUAAUGAGUCAGAAAAUAAUAUUGUAGAAGAAAACGCCAUGAUCAAAUCGAAGGGAACGAAUGACGUUGAUCAUCGUUGCGUCGUAUGCGGAAUCGAUAAAAAAGUUGAAAAAGUUUUAGAAUUGGAAGCCGAAAUGGUCGUGUUAAAACAACAAAUGGAAGAAAAAAUAACGGUUGAUUCGGAAACAAAAGAAAAUAUAAAAAAAAAACUAGAAGAAAAAAAAUUACAAAUAGAUAUGUUGAACGGUGAAAUUAAAAAUAAAAAUUUACCAGGUUUCGUGAGAAAAGAAAUAAUUGAAAAUAAUUAUAAAAUUGAAGAGGUUGAAAAACGUUUGAUUGAAUUCAACGAAAUGAAAGAUGCUGUUGUCAUGCUUCAGCACGAAUUAAGACAAAAAGACGAUCAGUUGAAUAUUUUACAAAGCAAAUUACAAGAAAUGGGGCACGCUACUCCGGAUUCUCCCGGUCUUUUAGACUGUAAAUUAUUUUUAGGAGUUUCAAAAACUGAAAGUUUAAUUAGUGGAAUAAGUGAAGGUGUUAAAGAAAUAAGUAUUUGGAGCAUGAACAACGAAGAAGAAACUUAUGGUAAUUCUAACGAAAAUCAAAUAGGAGACUAUAAAGCCGGUCAUUCUAAUCGAGAUAAGAGUUCCAAAUUUAAAAAGAAUACAAAUAAUUCGGAAAAUGAGACGACGGCUAAAAUCUGUUACAUGCUUUCCCUAAGGUUGGAAGAACUGGCCACGUUUUUAGAUAGCCUUCUCAAAAACGGUGAAUUAUUGACCGAAGUCGGUUAUAAAAAAUUUUCCGACUUGAAAGAAGCCAUGGAGAAAAGUAGAGAUUUGUCAAAGCAUCUUUCUCAAUCUUUUGUCAAAACGAAAAAAAAAGAUGACGGAACAACAACAGGCGUGGAAAGCAGUUUUUGCGAUUUGUCGUCACUCUGCUGCGACUCCCUAACGCAAUUGGAUUGUUCGAGUAAUAUAAUGGCAAAAGACAAAGUCAUAUCGGAACAAACAAUAAUAAUUAAUCGUCUGAGAGAACAAUUAAAACUUUUGAAUCAGGAAAUAAGACAAAGAGACAUAGAAUUAUCACAUUGUCAGAGAAUCGAAGAAAAAGAAUUCGACAAUGAUAAUUUAGACGCGAGCGAUCAAGAUCAAAUAGAAAAACAAACUUUGAGCAUUUGCCAAGAUAUAAGCGAUGAUUUAAACGAUCAAUCGGAUCAGGACUCGGAAAAAAAAGACGAAUCCUUUGAAAAACCAAUUAAAAAAUUAUCCUUCCUCGCGAAUGAAAAUGAAAAUUUCUUUAGAGACAAUCGCGAAACGUCUGAAUCGGAAGCGUGGUCCGAACCUGAUAGAUCGGUUUCCUUGGCCAGAAUGGGAAGGCUCGAUGAUGCUGGAUUGUUGAGUCUUUCGCAGAAAAAUUCUAAAUGUGAUUAUUCGAGUGAUUCAUCAUCGGAAGAAACUUUAAAUGAAAAUUUACGAAGUUCAGGUAAAAGAUCUAAAAAUUCGGAAACUGAAAUUCGUCGAUUGCAGUCAAAAGUAAAAAGUUUAGAUGAAAUAAACAGUCAUUUGAGAUUACAAAUCAAUGUAUUGAAAAACGAUCAAAAAAAUUUGGAAUUUAUAUCGAAAAUACAAAAGCUUAAAAAAACUAUGGAUAGAUUAGAAGAAUGUAGUCUUACUUGUCGACAAAUGGAAGAACAAUUAUCUGCGGCUUUGGAAAGAGCUUCCGUAUCUGCAGUUCAACUUGCGAAAGCAACGGAAAAUAUAACAAUAUUAGAGGAACAAAUAAAUAUGUUAAAAGAAGAACUCGGUGCUAAAAAUGCCGAAUUAGAAGAGAAAAAAUCGGAAAUAAUAAAAUUGGAAAACAAAAUCGAAGAAAUAACGAUAGAAAGUGAAUUGAAAUUGAUCGAAGCCGGGAAACAAAGGGAAGCAGCCGAAAGGAAAACAUUCGAAGUCGAAUGUAAAUUAAAAGAUGUGGAAAACAUGAGCAAAGAUGUUGAAUCGAAAGUAAACGACCUUGAAAAAAGGUUAUGCGGAGCGGAUAAAAUGAAAAAGGAAACGACGAUUCAUUUCAAAGAAGCGGAAAUGCACGUGGACACGGCGGAAAAAAUGAUGGAGGAAGCAGAAAAAAUUAAAAAUGAAGCGGAAAGAAAAUCGAAAGAUUUUCAAAAUUUCAUAGAUCUUAUGAGAAAAGAAGUCGAAGAGAAAAUGAAAGAGGCGGAGAGGAGAAUAAAAAAAUCGGAAAGGGAAAAAGAAGAAAUCGAAAAGCAGGUUUUUAAAUUGAAGAAAAAACUCAUGGAAGCGGAAAAGAAUAAAGUCGAAGUCGAGGCGAAAGUCGAUGAAGGAAAACAAACGAUUCACUGCAUGGAGGAAAAAUUGAAGGAAUUGGAAGUCGCCAUGGAUCAAUGCAACGAAGAUGCUCAGAAAAAAAUAAAAGAAAUACAAAAGAAAGCAGAUUCGAAAAUAUUAGAAUUGGAAAUGAAAAUGGAAGAAAAAGAAUGGACGAGAAAAAUGGAAUUGGAAAAGAAAAUAAUCGAAGCGGAAAAAAUAGGAAGAGAAAUCGAAACGGGUUUUAGGAGGCAAUUGGAAGAUGCUGAGAAAAAAAUAACGAGAGCAAAAGAAUCCGCGGAUAAACAAGAGACUUUAUUAAAGCAAAAAAUAAUUGAAUUGGAAGGUGAAAAGAAAAAAGAAACAUCGGAAUUAUUAAGACAAAUUGACGAAAUUAAAUUGGAAGCAUCGGAAUUUGAAUUGGAAUUGACGAAAUUGACAAAUGAAAAAAUACAAUUAGAAGAAGAGCUUAAAAAGAUGAUGGAUAGAGAAACGAAUCUCGUGAAAGAUAAUAAAGAAAUAAAAGGAAAAUAUGAAAAUUCCAUUCACUUAUUAGAAAACAAGUUGACCCAAUUGAGUUUGAAUAAAUCACAAUUGGCAUCGAGAUUAGAAGAUAUCGAAUCGACAAAUAUCGAUUUGGUAACGAGAAUAUCGGCGAUUCGCGGAAAGGAAACGAUUACCAUGGAACACGAAUUCACGUCCAAAUCUCCAACGUUUUCCCCGACUCGUCAGGGAUCAUCUCUAUCGAAUUAUUUUCCAAAUUUUGAAUUUUUCGUGCCUUCGGAAUCGGAUGAAAACAAACCUUAUUUCAGACAAGGUUCGACGGCAAGCGAUCCCGGAAAUCAUUCGUUGGGAAUUUUGUCGUUUGAAUCGUUUGCGGCACCCCCUCGAAGAAACAUGAAUUCAUCUCCCGAUUUAGGAAUCGAAAGUGAUCCCGGUAGAUUUUCCAGUUUGGAAACAAAUCAAAUUCCCAUCGGUGAAAGGCCUGGAAAUUUCGCCGAAAAUUUCGAGCCUGUCGAAAUGAAAAAAUUGGAAAAUGAAAAUGCGGAAUUAAGGAGGAGGUUAUUGAGAACGAGGCAAGCAUUGGAAGAAACAUUAACUCAGUUGUCGGCUGCUAAUCAACGGAAAAAACAAGUUGAAAGAGCCAUUUGUAAACAAUUACACAAAACGCAUCACAUAUUGAAAAAGGCUCGAGUGAAUUUUGAAUCUCAAGAAGGAGAUUCAAUAGAAUAA
This is a messenger RNA of Pediculus humanus corporis (human body louse), 5007 nucleotides long. RefSeq lists its product as uncharacterized. The transcript is spliced from 12 exons. Gene Ontology annotation, cellular component: microtubule plus-end; perinuclear region of cytoplasm; pericentriolar material. NCBI's taxonomy places the organism in Eukaryota, Metazoa, Arthropoda, Insecta, Psocodea, Pediculidae. The record is from RefSeq and is a predicted model, not a curated record. Gene Ontology annotation, biological process: microtubule bundle formation; positive regulation of DNA-templated transcription; regulation of mitotic cell cycle spindle assembly checkpoint. Gene Ontology annotation, molecular function: protein kinase binding; transcription cis-regulatory region binding; microtubule binding. The coding region runs from base 1 to 5007 and encodes 1668 amino acids.